AUGAUCACCUUGCUCCUACUGUGUGUGUGUCUUCCCUUCAUCACCUCAACUAUAUCAUUUGAAGACCCCGGCGAUCUCGACAGUAACCUGAGUGUCAGCAUUCCCGUGGAGGUGCCGCUGCGCCCUCUGAUGGGCACCAAGGUGGUUGUGCCCUGCUACUUCCAGGACAACAUGGUCAACGACCCCGGCGCACCCACUGUCACCCCCCUGUCCCACCGCAUCAAGUGGACCUACGUCACCAAGGGCAAGGCCACCCUCAUACUGCUGGCGUCAGAGGGCAAAGUUCACGUGGAGACGGAGUACCUAGACCGGGUCACCAUGGUCAACUACCCACUGGUGCCCACCGACGUCACCAUGGAGAUCACAGAACUGCAUGCCAAGGACUCCGGCACUUAUCGCUGUGAGGUCAUGCACGGCAUCGAGAAUAACUAUGACUGGGUGGACAUCCAGGUUCAAGGUAUUGUGUUCCACUACCGAGCCAUCUCGACGCGCUACACUCUGAACUUUGAGAGGGCCAAGGCUGCCUGUAUCCAGAACAGUGCCACCAUCGCCACCCCGGCACAACUACAGGCUGCCUUUGACGAUGGCUUCCACCAAUGUGACGCCGGGUGGCUCUCUGACCAAACAGUCAGGUACCCCAUCCAUGAGCCUCGUGAGGGUUGCUUUGGAGACAAGGAUGAGUUCCCGGGAGUGCGAACCUAUGGCUUGAGAGAGGUCAACGAGACCUAUGACGUGUACUGCUUUGCACAGGAGAUGUCAGGCAGAGUGUUCUACUCCAUGUCCGUGGAGAAGUUCACCUUCUACCAGGCAAUGGACCAGUGUGCCAAACUAGGGGCCAAGCUGGCCACCACAGGGCAGCUGUACCUGGCCUGGAAGUCUGGCAUGGACGUGUGUAACGCGGGCUGGCUGGCAGACGGAAGCGUCCGCUACCCCAUCAACAUUGUCAGGCCCCAGUGUGGUGGAGGACUACUGGGAGUGAGGACCGUGUACCUGUUCCCUAACCAGACAGGCUACCCCUACCCGGACUCCCACUAUGAUGCUAUCUGCUACCAAGAGGACGAGGGUGCAGUCAAGACCACCCCGUUCCCAGAGGUGGCCACCAUCACAGCCAGUCCUAUGGUCUAUCCAGGGCUAACCACCGCCCCUGAAACUGAGGCAAGGGGGGAGGUGCUGACCCAAGCCCCCCUGGACACCAUCACCAUGGCACCGACCUUACCCGUCCCACCCAGUGUGACUGACACGGUUACGAAGGUUACCCCGGUCGUUGGGGAAGAGAUCAUUAGCAGGGUGACAGCUAAUCCUGAUGUGGGCUUCGAGUUCCCUCAUGACAAUGACACUGCCAUGGCUCCUACAGGUGUGGUGUUUCACUACCGUGCUGACUCCAGUCGCUAUGCCAUGUCCUUCGUGGAAGCCCAGAUGGCUUGUCAGAGUGUGGGUGCGGUCAUCGCCAGCUCCCAGCAGCUACAGGCAGCCUACGAGGCAGGGCUCCACCACUGUGAUGCAGGCUGGCUCAGGGACCAGACUGUCAGGUACCCCAUCCUGUCUCCCAGAGAUAAGUGUUCAGGCAACCUGGAGAAUGUCCCAGUGAGGUCCUAUGGCCUGAGACCUGCUACUGAGCAAUAUGACGUCUACUGCUAUGUGGACCGCCUCAAGGGGGAGCUGUUCUAUUCCAGUGACUAUGACAGCUUCUCCUAUGAGGAGGCCGUAGCCCACUGCCAGAAGCUCAACACCACGCUAGCCACCACAGGGCAGCUCUAUGCCGCCUGGAGACAGGGCUUCGACAAGUGCCGUCCAGGCUGGCUGCAGGAUCGCAGCGUCCGCUACCCCAUCCAUGUCCCAAGGCCCCACUGUGGAGGCGGCAAGGCCGGGGUACACACCAUCUACGCCUUCCCCAACCAGACAGAAAACCCAGACCAGCACUCCAGAUACGAUGCAUACUGCUUCAGAGCGGAACGUGUGAUUAUUCACACUGAAACCAGACUCAACGUUACUCUAGUUGUCAAGGAGGAAAUGAUCAACAUGACAACCAGAACAGACAGCCUGAUGCCUGUGAGCCCCGUCAAGCCACCUGUCUCUGUGGAUGUGUCUGGUUCAGCCUCAGCUGAUCAUUCUGCCAGUGGUAGUGGCAGUGGAACGCCUGGCCAUAGUGGAUACACAUCUGGUAGGGCAAGCGGCGAGGGCUCAGGGUCUGGCUUCCAAGUCACCUUCGAGGGCAAUGGACCUGUCUUGUCCGGCUCUGGCUCUGGAGAUCCUCAGGAGGCGGGUGAGGGGAGCACCACUGUCACCUACCUCCCAAAAGUCGGGUCUGGGGAUAGUGGGUCCGGGUCUGGGGAUAGUGGAUCUGGGGUGGGGGUGGGAGAGUUCAGCGGUGGGAUACCGUCCAGUGUCCUUCCCCACUCGGGUAGUGGCAGCGGAGUAUCUGCGGACCUGAGUGGUAGCGGGGACUCUGUCACCAUCAUUGUGGACGGAGAGAUGGUGGACAUCUCCAAACGGCAGCCUACCGGACAGGAGCUUGGAAAAGGAAGUGUGGACAUCAGUGGCUCCGGAGGAAUGUCUGGAUCGUAUAGCCUCUUCAGCGGGGAUGUUACCAGCACCUCUGGUUCCGGAAGUCCUGACAUAUCUUUCACGCAUUCAGGUCUCAUCGACCUGACCGGUCAGCCCUCGGGAGAGCAGGAAGUCUCCGGCUACCAGACCUUCUCUUCUGGGUUUCCAAGCGGUUUCCCCUCCGGUUUUCACAGUGGCUCUGGAUUCCCAUCCAGCAGGGACAAAUCCCAUUCAGGCCACGAGGUCAUCUUCCUGACAGAUGACGUGAUGAUGGAGGUGACGGCACGUCAAGGGGAGCAGCGUCCGGAGCAGGGACGGGGUUACGUAGAGGUCAGUGGAGACAGCAGUAGCCAACAUGAAGGGAGCACCUCGGCCAGUGGGCUCUCCCUGGGGGAGUCACCAUUUGCAGAGGGCCUGUCUGUGGUGCUGCUGCCUGGUUCAACCAUGAGUUACCCAGAGAAUAUUGGCAGUCUUGGCAACAUAGACAGAGGGGAUGAGCUGGAUGUUUUGGAGGAAGGCCAAGAGCAGAAAGGGCAGGGAGGUUCCACGGAGACAAUCUAUGUCACGGCACCAUCGGCAGUCUUCCCUAGCAUGACGACAGCAUCCGCCGUCUCGAUGGUGACCCCUGCUGUGGUGGAGGAGCCUGCUGUAGUGUACGCGGUGCAGGGCUGCGUCGAGGGCUGGGUGGAAUUCAUGGGGAGCUGCUACCUGCACUUUGCUGAGAGAGACACCUGGCCUGACGCUGAGCAGCGCUGCCAAGAGCUUAACGCCCACCUGGUCAGCAUCACCUCCCAACAGGAGCAGGAGUUUGUCAACUCUAACGCUCAGGACUAUCAGUGGAUUGGACUCAAUGACAAGGACGUGCAGAAUGAGUUCCGCUGGACAGAUGGCAGUCCAUUGGAAUUUGAGAACUGGAGGCCCAACCAGCCGGAUAACUACUUUAACUCUUGGGAGGACUGUGUGGUGAUGAUCUGGCGCGAGAACGGCCAGUGGAACUACGUGCCCUGCAACUACCACCUGCCCUUCACCUGCAAGAGUGGACCUGUCAUGUGCCACUCGCCCCCAGAGGUGGCCAACGGCAUGCCGAUGGGCAGCAGAAGAGACCGUUACCCUGUCAACUCUAUAGUCCGCUACCAGUGUGACGCAGGCUUCACACAGCGCCACCCGCCUGUUGUACGUUGCCGUCCCGACGGGCGGUGGGAGGAGCCCCAGGUGGAGUGUAUAGAACCCGGUGCCACACCCAGCAACAAGCUACACAAGAGGUCCAUCAGAAGACGGUCUAAAGCAGCCAACAGUUGGACAUGGAGGAAGCUUCUCUAAGCAGGACUGAAGAGACACACCAAAAGAGAACCAAAUGGAGCACUCUUGCAUAUAAACGUUGUUACUCAACAUUCACACCAGGGAUGGAAAUGGACCCCAAUGGAUCCCAAAAAGUUACCCCAAAAAUCCUUGAAAUCACCUAAAGCUAUUUUUUUUUACAUGUCAAAAUGAUUUCAUUCCCCAAUUUCCACCCCUGAUUCCCGCCAUAUGUGUGUAUACAUAU
This is a messenger RNA of Oncorhynchus gorbuscha (pink salmon), 4087 nucleotides long. RefSeq names its product aggrecan core protein-like. The record is from RefSeq and is a predicted model, not a curated record. Gene Ontology annotation, molecular function: hyaluronic acid binding. NCBI's taxonomy places the organism in Eukaryota, Metazoa, Chordata, Actinopteri, Salmoniformes, Salmonidae. Gene Ontology annotation, biological process: cell adhesion.